GGACGACAGCUGUACGUGAAACUGCGAGCAAAAUGAGGACCUGGCAGGUUAAGACGCGAGUCUUCAGAAGAGGAGUGUUUGGGGAGGUCCUUGACGCACGCUUGUCUCGCUCUCGCCCAUAAUCUUUCGCAUCUUUAUUGUUGUUCAACUACAGUUGUAGUAUUUGGGGAGACGACGAUCAGCAUGAGCUCAGGAAAACAAAAACCUCACCGGACGACGGAGAGGGAAUUCGGUGGAGUUCUUGGUGCCACCUGUAUCCCCGUCUUCCUGCCCCUGACUGUGCUCUACCUGCUGAGCGUGUGUCGGUCCCCCUCAGCCAGUGUGCUGCAGUGGCCCCCUCCUCUGCCCCAUGCCUCCUUCCUCUGGGAGCCUGUGGCCCUGGCUAUUGUGCUCGGCUGGAUGCUCCUGCAAAGCUUCCUCUACCUUCUACCUAUUGGAACGGUAUCUGAGGGGUUAGUGCUUAGAGAUGGUUCAAGGCUGAAGUAUCCUGUUAAUGGUUUUUCUGCGCUGUGCUGCAGUGCAGUUCUAGUUGGUCUGGGCCUGUGGUUGGGCAUGCCGCUGGCGUUUCUCUUUGAGCUCAUCAUCCCUCUGGCCGUGGCCGCCAUCGCACUGUCAUACCUCCUCGCCAUCUACCUCUACAUCCGCUCCUUCUGGGCACCUGCUCACGCGCUGGCAUUGGGUGGGAACUCAGGCAAUCCCCUGUAUGAUUUCUUCAUGGGACGCGAGCUGAACCCCCGCAUUGCUGGCUUCGACCUCAAGUACUUCUGUGAGCUGAGGCCUGGCUUGAUUGGCUGGCUGGUUCUGAAUCUAGGCAUGCUGAUGAAAGAGGUGGAGUUGAGGGGAUCUCCAUCGGUUGCCAUGCUACUGGUUAACUGCUUCCAGCUGCUCUAUGUCACUGACGCUCUAUGGAACGAGGAAGCCAUCCUGACAACCAUGGACAUAGUGCAUGAUGGCUUUGGCUUCAUGCUGGCCUUCGGGGACUUGGCCUGGGUGCCUUUCACGUACGGGCUGCAGGCCAUUUUCCUGGUGGCACACCCACAGACAUUGAGCCCACUGGGAGCAGCUGGAAUAAUCCUACUAAAUGGGCUUGGCUAUUACAUCUUUAGACGAUCAAAUUCCCAAAAGAAUCAGUUCAGACGUGACCCAAACCAUUCAUCUGUGGCCAACUUGGAGACCAUCCCCACGGCAACAGGGAAACGGCUGUUGGUUUCAGGCUGGUGGGGCUUCGUCCGCCAUCCAAACUACCUUGGUGACAUUCUAAUGGCCUUGGCGUGGUCUUUGCCUUGCGGAUUCUCACACAUCGUACCGUACUUCUACGUAAUCUACUUCUCCAUUCUGCUCAUCCACCGGGAGGAUCGGGACGAGAGGCAGUGCAGGGCAAAGUACGGCCUGGCCUGGGACACAUACUGCAAGAGGGUGCCGUACAGGAUCAUCCCCUAUGUGUACUAAGCAUGGAGACAGCUUCGGGAAACGUGCUUAGGAAGAACUUCUGACACAGCAGCAGAGACUGAGUCAGCAAAACGGGGGUCUAAUAUGACGUUUGCCUCUAAAAAAAAAAUGGAACAAUUUGU
This is a messenger RNA of Engraulis encrasicolus (European anchovy), 1571 nucleotides long. RefSeq names its product transmembrane 7 superfamily member 2 (gene tm7sf2). Bases 184 to 1449 code for a protein of 421 amino acids. The transcript is spliced from 12 exons. Gene Ontology annotation, biological process: cholesterol biosynthetic process. The record is from RefSeq and is a predicted model, not a curated record. Lineage: Eukaryota; Metazoa; Chordata; Actinopteri; Clupeiformes; Engraulidae. Gene Ontology annotation, molecular function: Delta14-sterol reductase activity. Gene Ontology annotation, cellular component: nuclear inner membrane; endoplasmic reticulum membrane.